GUGGAAGUGAUGUCAGAUAAACUGAGUUCAGCAUGGCGACGAACAGAACAUGAAUAGAGACUGGAAUUAUUAAAAGUAAUUGUUUAAUUGAGGGCAUAAUGAUUAGAAGAUCAAGAAUUAGUGUGAAACCUAAUAUUAGACCUGGUGGUAGAGGUCUGCCGUCUUCUCAAGAAACAAAAACAACAUCUGAUAGUCAGCCAGAGCCUGUGGAAAAAGAGUCGCAGAAGGAGGAGUCAAUAUGUGAACCAUCAACCACAGUUUCAUCAAUACCUGAGGGAGAACCAGAAGGGAAACAAAGCUGCAUAGAGGAAAAAGACCAACCUUCAACUGACGUGUUAGUGUUUCAGUUUGCUGUAGGUACCACCAGUCAAACCGAACAUGCUUCAUUUAAAAGUUCUAACACGUCAACAAUACAGAGGAGAAAACGCAUCUCGGCAUUACCAAACUUGGCUAAACCAAGGACUGCACAUGCAGCCUCCAUACCUGCUGCAAAAAAGGAUCUUGCACCCCAACCCCCAAGUGAAGUGCUACCAAAUUCCAUCCCUUCAAAUGAAAAUUCUUCUAGUUUACUUAAGUGUAAUGAAUUAAAGAAAACCAAUGGAAAUACUCCUGCUAAGUCACCAAGUAGACGUACCUCUGUGGGAAAACAGCAAGUUAAAGUACCAAAUAAAAGAACUGAUACUACAGAGGAGACUGAAUCUUUGUCUGGAACAUGUGUCGUACCUGGUAAUUCAGAUGAGACAAAGGUAGUUGAAAGUCACAAAGUACAGAGCUUGGCAUCUGUUGAGAAUGCAAAAACCCAAGUGAGCAGCUUCUCUGGUGAAUCAUCUCAGAAGAUCAAUACUGCAUUGUCUGCUGUAAAACCACAGCUGUCCUCUGAUCGGGAGAGAAUCCAUAAAGCACGAAAAUUAAGAGAGAUGCUUAAAAAUGAACUGAGAAAUGAAAAGCUGAAGUUGAAAAAGAAGACCCCAGCUUUUGAUGCUUGUGUACCUCUUGACCGAACCAAAAUGACAAUGAGAGACUUUAUCUACUAUUUGCCGGAUAGUAAUCCAAUGCAAUCUUCACUGGAUGAUGAGCAAAGAGUGCUUGAUAAAGGAAUUGGACCAUCUCUCACUAUAGAACCAGAGAAAGUAACUCUUGAAAGUCCUGAAAAAGCAGCUGAGGAUGAUGAGGAGGAACUGGAUAAUGAGGAGAAUGUCCAAGAAGAUCAGCUUCUAGUUCCCAGAGUUAAAGUAGCAGAAGAUGGUUCUAUUAUUAUUGAUGAAGAAAGUUUAACAGUAGAAGUUCAGAGAACAAAGGGACCAAAUGUGGUGGAAGAAAAGGAUCCUAUUUUUGAACGUGGCUCUAUGACAACAUAUUCCAGUUUCAGAAAAUCUUCAUAUACAAAACCGUGGUCAAAUAAAGAAACUGAUAUGUUUUUCUUGGCCAUCAGCAUGGUGGGAACAGAUUUUUCAAUGAUCGGGCAGCUGUUCCCCCACAGAGCUAGAACAGAAAUCAAGAACAAAUUUAAAAAAGAAGAACGUGCAAACUCCUGGAGGAUAGAUAAAGCUUUCAGAGAAAAGAAACCCUUUGAUAUUGAAUUUUUUAGUCAACUGCUGGAAAAGGUUCGCGCUGAAGAUGAAAAGAUGAUGAAUUCAAAGAUAAAAUCAUCUAAAAUAAAGCCUGCUAAAGGGAAACCUAAAGCUAAGAAAAAUAGCUCUAAACUCGUCAAGCCCGAUUCACUGGAGUGUAAUGCCUCAGAAGAAGAAGAUGGGACCACUGCAGAAAAAGAAAAUGAAAACUCUCUAAAUACAAAAGAUCUUGAAGGUGAAGGAAUUGCCUCUAGCCAAGCAGCUGUUAAAAAAAGACGUGUUAAGAAGAGAAGUAAAAGCUUAAAAGAAUCAGCUGACAUUGCAACAUCAGAAGAAGUAAAAUCUAAAGAACCUAUGAAUAAUGAACAAAAUGAACAAAUGGGAAGUUGUCUGGAAAUUGAAGAUGAAGUACUAGAUGUCAUGCCUCCACUUGAAGAUUUCACGGGUGAACAGCUGCUAGAUUCCAUUGUAUCAGAGACAUCACAAAAAACAAACAAAGAAAAUGACAAUGAUGAUGUGGCUUGCCCUUCAGAUGAGACUCUUGGAGAAAAACCCAAACGGCGCCAGCGGCUACAGAAACCAAAGCCCUGCCUUGCUUCAGCUGGGAGGAAACGUGCAAAAGCUUCACUUGACACACAAGCUAAGCCUGAGAAAUCAUUGGAUUUACUUGAUGUAAAAGACAAUGCACCUGAAGACAUAUCUACAUGUGCUCCUCCUUCCAGCAUGACUGUGACAAAACAAAAAAUAAAAGGAAGCAAGAGGAGGGAGGACAGUGAUAGUGAUGCUGAGGAAGAAGAUGAUUGUGGCCUGAUUGACAUACAUGAGCAAAUGCUGAACAAACCUACUAGGUCUGGAAGAAUACCUAAAUUAGUAUCACAUCUAGUGAACGUAGAGGAUGAUGACCAACUAGAAGAUGUGCCACCUGUUUCUCCUCCUGUACUGGAAACAUCUCCAAAAAACAAGACUAAAGGUCGGCCAGUGCAGAAAAGCAGCAGUGACAAGAUUAGAGGAAAAAGUGAAGUUCUCAAAAAAAAGCAAAAACCAGGAAAGGUAACUCUUGUGACUUUAAGAGCAUCUGUACAAGAUGAAGAAAUUGAAGAUGAUGUGGAUGAAUCAUACAUGGACGAAGAAGCUUCCUUUUCUGUUAACUCAGAAGAUGUGAAUAAAAUUCCUGCCUUUGUGCCUGUUGGGUUACGCUCUCCGGCUAUUUUACCGAUGCAGGUGGAGGAGACUAUGGAGGAGUUGGAAAUUGUAGUGAAUGUUCCUGAAAUUCACUGUGUAGUUGAGCCUGAGCAAGUGCACCAGUAUGAUGUGGCCUCUGACAAGUCUCUAGAAAAGAACCCAGAAGAGGAGGGUGUAAUAUCCGCUGAAAAUCAUUUGGAAUAUGAGGUUGAUGUUACUGAUUGUUUAAAACCUACAGACAGUCAAGCAGGUACAUUAACUCUGAAUGAUGGAAAUACUGAAGCUGCUAUGACAUUGUUGGCAAUGAGAAAUCCAAUGCGUCAACCACACUCUCCAAUUGUUGCUGAUAAAACCACACCAGGUUCCAGUCACGAUAAUGUGUAUUCAGUGGCUGAAGAUAGUCCACAACCUAAGAAUUGUUUCCCUGUAAAUACAGAAGAACAACUGAAUGAAAUACCUAUGUUAGACACCAAUCAGACUGUGGAAAUUUCUGCAGAUUCUAUAGAAGAAAAUGUAGAUGAUGCUGGCAAGCCCCAGACUCUGGCAUCAGCCUCUGAUACCUGUCAUGUAGUCACACUGCAAGAACUUGGGAAAGAAACAUGUGUCACAGACUGUUCCAGACAAUCUUAUUCUAACAACCCUCAGUUUGACUCAUGUUUUGGUUCAUCCUCUGCCGCUCCUCUUAACAUCACUGUCAGUGAAGAGCAUUUAGUGGUGCCCACUUUGCAUCUUGAAAAUAACAAAGAUCAGGUUUUGGUGCUUGAAAAAGAAGAAGCUGUGGUCAUAACCAAUGAGAAAACUUUAGAAGAAAGUAAUGCCUUGCAUACACAAAAUAGAAACCGUACACAUCACAGGCGGAGCCAUUUUCCUAAACCUAAACCGAAUCUUGCAGUGGCAAGUAGGCGUCUGCUGACAAGGCAACCCAAGUCUGACGUAUUAAAAGUGGAUACGGGUGAUGAGUCCUCAGAGCCCCAGGAAAGCACUGAAUCGGAUAGUGUUCCUGAAGUCCAGAGUGAUAUUGUGGGAAAAGAAGCUUCAAAUGAGGUUACCAACAUCACCGUGACAGUUUCAACUUCUUCAGAAAUUUUAAGCAAAACUGAAACUAAAACAGUGAAUGAUAUUUCUGAAGAAUUUCAUGUUAUAAACCAAGACCUUUCUCAAACAAGGGUCAACAACCAUUCAGACCUUGAAGUACUAAGUAACAGAAUGGCAGUAGAAAAUAGUUGUACACCCCUGUCAAACUCUUCCAUUGAUGGACAACAUAUUAACACAGAUUCUUCAAAUAUCUCUUCAAUGGAUAUUGCUGUUGUGGAGUCAACACAAGUUGCUGAGGGCCCAGAUGAGAAAAGCAUCAAACAACCAUUCAGUGGGGUGAUGACAUUCUUAUCAUCUGAUGAUGCGCUGUCAAGAGCAAGCAAUGACCACACACCUUGUAUCUCUGAAAAAAGCAGUGAUCCUGGUACAUCCAGUAUGAAUAGAUCAUCGACAAGAAGGUGCAGAUUUCCAAAACCUAAGCCGAAUCUGUGUAAAGCAGGAUUGCAAAGGCGUUCAAAAUCAUCUCAGAGUGAUUUGCAGUUGGACAAUGAUGCAGAAGCUUUAGAAGACACUACUCCUGCAAACAAUAGUAAACCGUUGGUUGAAAUGUGUUCACCUCCUAAUAAAGAUAUGAAGAAUGAUAGCAUAACACUAAAGUGUGAUGCUCUGGAAGAUCAGUCUAGACAAUGUAAUGCAGUAAAAUGUCCCAAAGAAGAAAAAAGCUUGGAAGACAUAAGUCGGUUGCAGGAUGAAGAAAAUGAGCCUUUAAGAGAAAAUAUUAUACAACCUUGUAUUGAAGAGACUAAGUUUGUAGCUUCUAGCAAUGAAGAAGAAAUCAUUUCAGCUUCAGUUACACAGCAGAAUGAAGCAAUCCCUGCAACAAAUGGAAGUCAACAGGAAGAGCAGACCUUCAUCUUGACUUUAUUUGAAAUACCACCUGCUGAACUUGAUCCAUAUGAAGAUGAUACCACCAAUCUAAACACAAUUACAGCUGAGAUCCUAACUCCUCCAUUGUGUGUUGAUGUAUUGCCCUGUGAGCCUGCCAUACAACAUUUGGAGAGUUCUACAACUGAAGUGAUGCCAACAAUGCCAGAAUGCUCAAGUGACACAGUCAUAGAAAGUGGUUGCAGUGAUCAGAGUGCACAAUGGUCUGAAACAUGCUUGAAAAGGAAAUUUGAACAGGAAACUGACAGCAUGGAACAAUGCAGCAAAAAAUCUCUUUUAGCAACUGAGCAAGUUGAAAACGAAGAGCAUCACCAUGUGGUUUAUGAUAAAACCAUGGAAUCUUUUUUGUCUGUGGACACGGAACAAAUUUUGGACCUAGAAGAUAACCAAAAUGAAAAUAAAUAUGUAAAUAAUGUAUUAGAACCAGUAGAAACAUUGAAUGAGGAUAUUGGCCCCACUGGUGGAGAAGAACCGCGAUUACAAAGCAAGAAAAAGUCUUCAGAAAAAUCAAGAUCAGAUAGAUCAUGGAUUAAAUCCAAGACGUCAAAGAAAGCUGAGGACACUGUUAGAACUAGCAGAAGAAUAUCAAAAAGUGCACCACAUUUGGUAAUGCCAGUUACAGCCAGUCUAAAGGAUGGCGCUGAUCACAUGCCUGACUUGGAUUUAGCUCCUCCUGCAGAAGAAACAGCUCAAAGUGUACUAGUUGAUGUUUCUGAACCAACAGCUGAAGACAAAAACAGUCACAAGAAUGAUCCUUGCUCAAGCAAAGUUGGGAACAAAGCUGCAGAUGUACCUUCUGUUUCUGCCACUUCAUUAGUAAGACCUGGCCGAAAACCAAGAGGAUUUCUGUCCUUUAUUUCAAAUAAGAGUGAUUCUGAUGCAGCUUUACAUGUGAAAACUCAAAGAAAGGCUACUCUGAAACCUGUUGUUAACACCAUUGGAGGUGAUCGAAAGAGGACAUCCAGCUUGUUGACAAGUUCUUCAGAUACAGAUUCUGUUACAUUAAGUCCCCCACAAGCUGUAAAAGUCAGAUUAAGUUCACCUGAUAGCUGUACAAAGACCCAGCCUGAAGGUAGUUCACUUCAAACUUCAUUCAGUCCUGGGUCUGUCAAAGAGGAUACGAUACAUGAGAAAGAAUCUGAAACUGAUGAGGAACCAACAAAAGUGUCCCAAUACUUCUUUAGUGAUAUUUUCACAGAGGUUGAUGAGCCAGAUUGAUGAAUAUUCUGAUGAAGAGAUCCAUUUUGUGAAGCUGCUUUAAAGAAAUGCUUGAAGUAGAGAAAAUCUACUACUGUUUACAUGAUACGCAGAAGACUAAAUCUAGCAAUCUGCAGGCACACCGUUUUAGAAAGCAAAUGAUAGGGUAAUGAUUUGCCCUACAUUGGGGAUAUUCCCUCUUUUAAGGGGUUCAUAUAAUCUUUUCUUUAAAGAUGGCAUAAGUUUGAAAACUUUAAUAUGCUGUUUUCUUUGCUUUUUCAGUUUUAUGAAAAUAAUAGAAAAUGACUUGAAACUACCUUUGGGAAAAUUGCAGGCCAUUUUUAAUUAUAUGUUUAUUUAGGUAUUUAUGUUGUAAAAUACUGCACAUCUUUUGUUUUGAAAAGGCAAUUUAUUAUGCUAAGCAUAGUAUAAAUAUUUAAUAAUUGAACUGCUCUUUAAAAUUACUUAAGUGUAGAGAGAUGUGCCUUAUCUGCUGUUUGUAAGUUGUUCCACAACCACGACAGCCUGAAUUGCACAGGUGAAGAUGAAAAAUGGAAGAAUGAGUGCUUUGAAAAGAAUGAAACAUUAUAAAAGAGUUACAGAAAUUCUAAAUAAAAUAAAAUUUGCAAAAUUGGUCAAGUGUAGUGAACUGAUAUAAGUAAUUGCCAUCUUAAACCAUAAAGAGUAUUCAUUUAUUUUCCAGUUGCUACAUUUACAUAUGUAAAUCCUGCUGUACACGCUCUGAUUUUCUAGACAAACACACCGCUAUAGCACUGAACUGGACUCUGAAAACAGAGAACUGUGUACAUUUACUGUGUUUUCAAAACUCAUUCAUCUAACGUUAAAACACAUUUUCAUUAGCCUGUUUUCAUUCAUACAUCUUCCAGUACAUUUUAAUUAUUUUACAAGUACAGUUUCAAGAAUCACUGACUUAAAUUUGUUUUGCUAUAAUUUAUAUCUUUGUUCUUAUCUUCAUGACAAAGUAGCUUUCAUUACAGAAUAGAGCACCACAGGACGUUCAUACAGUAUGUGACAGCCAAAUCAGGUAUUUCACUUUGAUGGGAAAAUUGUUUUGUGGAAAUGAUACUACUGUUGUCUGAUGUGUAUGAUGUAUAAAAUUAUUUCAUCAAGUGAAAAAUAGGUUUAUUUCAUAGUGAUAUGCAUUUGUAAAAUGAGUUUCAAAUAUGUAAAACUUAAAAAAGGAUGAGAUGAUAGUCUAUGAAUGUGAGUGGUACGUAAGUAUACUUGAAGAAAAUCAUCUUCUUUUCACUUUUAAAAUGUGGAUUUCAACCUUGCUGGUUUUAGUUGUAUGUGAUCAUGCCACUUGUUUUACUUUUUCAGAAUUCAUGAAUCACUUAUGAAAGCCAGAAAUAAAGAUCAGCAUCGACCACUUAUUCUUGUAGUUUAUAUUUUCAUAUUACUUUUCACUUACCAGUAACAGUUUUGUGUAAAAUAAAGACUGCCUUAAACAAUGUGAAAUAAAAUGAAUGUACAUGCAUUUUUAGAAAAAAUCUUUUACAACAAGUGAUUGUAGUAUUGAUUAAAGGCUCAUUACUUAGGCCUAGGUUUGACCCUGCUUUUUUAAAUUUUCUCUGUGGUGCUU
Molecule: messenger RNA, 7533 nt
Organism: Polypterus senegalus (gray bichir)
Lineage: Eukaryota; Metazoa; Chordata; Cladistia; Polypteriformes; Polypteridae
Product: transcription factor TFIIIB component B'' homolog
Exons: 34
Coding region: 99-5951 (1950 amino acids)
Biological process (GO): RNA polymerase III preinitiation complex assembly
Cellular component (GO): transcription factor TFIIIB complex
Molecular function (GO): TFIIIC-class transcription factor complex binding
Source: RefSeq, a predicted model, not a curated record